AUGCUCGUGAGCAUGAUGUACUGGCGUCGUCUUGUCCUGACUCCCUGGAGCAAGUACGUCCCUGAAGCCUACUACGAAAUGGCAGACGAGCGUCUGGACAGGUGCCUUCGACGCGGUGAUUUGCCACCACCCUGGAGGAACCUCGAUGACCACAUGGUGUACCCUGAUGCGGACGCCGAUUCCACGGUGGACGACAUCGAGAACGACCCGGACUACCAGCCUCCCGCCCAGGAACCUGAGGAGAACGCCUCUAGUAAUAGCUCCGAAGAGGAGGAGGAGGAGGUCGCCCCUGAAACUCUGGAGGACAUCGAGGACGCAGAGGACGACGACGACGCAGAGGACGACAAUGGCGUAGAGGACGACAAUGGCUCAAGCAAGAAACCUCAGGGUUCCAACUCGAAGUCGAAGAAGAAACGUCGCACGGGAAACAAGACAGACACUUCUGCCACUCAGGGUUCUAGUGGUACUCAGGGGACCAAGGCUACAUCACGCUCCAAGCAUCCGUCGGCGCUCGCGCGGAAAUCGUACUCGGAGCUCACUUCAAGUGCGUUGAUGACGGCCGAAGACCCUGAGGACAACGAGACCUCCUGGCGCAUCUAUGGGAUUCUUGUUCAAUAUCCAAGUUCGACCCAGAGUGCGUUUUGCCAGACUCCCGGGUUCCCAGAGUACGAGAUCCACAAGUAUUCGUUCGACGUUGCUCACGAGCGCUGGGGCCGUGAGGCAUACCAAGAAGUCCUGGAUUCUGAACCCUGGGAGAGUAUGCUUCAGGGUCGCUUCCGAGUGUUCUACUUCCAUGAGCGAGAGCUACUCUCCGCGAAAGCGCUCAAGCUGAUGGAGGACGUCGUGGACGUCAUGCACAAGCACGCACAGGCAAACUGGGAGCGCGGGCACUGGUCGCGUCGAAACGCGCUACGCAGAGCGCACAAGACGCUCGUCGAGCGCUCGCGCAACACCCCUGGGUUCAUCCCGUCGUUGUGGCACGAACCGGGUCUCUGGAAGUUCCCGGACAAGUGCUGCUACUGGAUUUGGGAGGAUCCCAGGGCCAAGAAACUCGGGGGAGCUGAGUGCAAGGACUUAGACGUCCAGCUAGCGACGUUGGACAUUCGUGAGCCUGCUCGAGUCCAAUGGAACACGGCGGCUGACGACGAUGAGUGGCUACAAUACGUGCCGAACAACAUCAAGCGCCACAUCAAGCGCCUGGCCAUCCGCAAGCUCAACCCGCUGUCUCUCAAGCACUCGUGA
Phytophthora sojae is the source of this 1242-nucleotide messenger RNA. RefSeq lists its product as hypothetical. The record is from RefSeq and is a predicted model, not a curated record. The coding region runs from base 1 to 1242 and encodes 413 amino acids. The transcript is spliced from 3 exons. NCBI's taxonomy places the organism in Eukaryota, Oomycota, Peronosporomycetes, Peronosporales, Peronosporaceae.